AUGGCGUGGCUUCCGCCGGGGGAGAUGCCCUUGGUGCACGCGGGGCAGACGCUGCGGCUGUGUCUGCGGCAGUGUUUGGAGGUGCGUCCGGGCGAAUGGUUUGAAGUUGCGGUGGGAUGCCGGAACGAGUUCGGCCUUUGGAAGCGCGACGAGUUCCCUUUCCCGGCGCCGGUGGCGCUGGAGCUGGUGUUGCUGAGCCUGCGCGGAGAGCUGCUCGCGGCGCCAGAGACGCGUGGUAGCCUUCUUUUGACCAGCUCCGGCAAGUUGGAGUUUUCCGCUCGCAUGGAGGCUCCAGCAGAGCCGGCCAUGCUUUGUGUUCGCGCCUCUGACGUGGACUUGAUCCGACCACUGGUGCCAGUGCUAUCACCGCCCAUGGGACCAGGUGAGCUGCCACACCCCAAGCGGUUGACGCUGGAGCAGUGCCGACUGAUCAGUGUCGGCGCCAGCAGCUUGUUAUGUGCUGAGUGUCAGGGAGACCUGGGCAUCGGUGGGCGCCUGUGGGAUGGUGGCUUGGUUCUGCUUGAGUACCUGGCGACGGGAAAACUCGAGCGCCGGCGGGUGCUGGAGCUGGGCAGCGGCGUGGGUCUGGUGGGCCUCGGCUGCGCCCUCCUGGGCGCCAAGGUGUGGCUUACAGAUCUCGAGGAGGUGAUACCACUACUGGAGUUCAACAUUGCGCUGAAUCGCGCCCGCGGGCUCACGCUGGAUGUCGAGGCGAAGGCCCACGAGUGGGGCACUGACGUGGCCGAGCUGCCUGCGGUGGAUCUGGUGGUCAUGGCGGAUUUGGUGUACGACGUGGAGGCCUCCAAGCAGCUGCUGGCGAGCCUCGUCGCGCUGGCCAAGGCGGAGGUCGAGUUCCUCAUGGCUUUUCGGCCCCGAAACGUCGAGGAUCCAGAGUUCUUUCGGGAGCUGUCCACGCACUUUGAAGUUCAAAGGUUGGAGGAGCGGGGGGUCUACGGCAAGACCUGCUACGAUUUGGAGAUCCUGCGAUUGGGCGCACGGAAAGGCAUGGCACAAGCUGAGUGUGCCGCCUUGCAAAGAGACAGCGCGCACGCAUCAAAAUCGUGA
Molecule: messenger RNA, 1065 nt
Organism: Effrenium voratum
Lineage: Eukaryota; Dinophyceae; Suessiales; Symbiodiniaceae
Source: the annotation of a GenBank genome assembly